Caenorhabditis briggsae is the source of this 1326-nucleotide messenger RNA. NCBI's taxonomy places the organism in Eukaryota, Metazoa, Nematoda, Chromadorea, Rhabditida, Rhabditidae. Gene Ontology annotation, biological process: translational initiation; formation of cytoplasmic translation initiation complex; formation of translation preinitiation complex. The record is from RefSeq and is a predicted model, not a curated record. Gene Ontology annotation, cellular component: cytosol. The transcript has 5 exons. Gene Ontology annotation, molecular function: eukaryotic initiation factor eIF2 binding; GDP-dissociation inhibitor activity; translation initiation factor activity. Bases 1 to 1326 code for a protein of 441 amino acids.
AUGGCUCUCAACGUGAACCGUGCUGUCGCUGAUCCGUUCUACCGCUACAAGAUGCCAAAGCUGUCGGCUAAGGUCGAAGGCAAGGGCAAUGGAAUCAAGACCGUCAUCUCGAACAUGUCUGAUAUCGCGAAGGCUCUCGAGCGUCCGCCAAUGUGUACGUUUGCCGACGGACACCCCACCAAGUACUUUGGUUGUGAGCUCGGAGCUCAAACGAACUUCGAUGCCAAGAACGAACGUUACAUCGUCAAUGGAGAGCAUGAUGCGAACAAGCUCCAAGAUAUUCUCGAUGGAUUCAUCAAGAAAUUUGUCCUGUGCAAGUCGUGUGAGAAUCCAGAAACCCAAUUGUUCGUUCGCAAGAACUGCAUCAAGAGCAAGUGCAAAGCUUGUGGAUGCUCAUUUGACAUUGAUCUCAAGCACAAGUUGUCCACCUACAUUAUGAAGAACCCGCCAAAGAUCGAUGUAGAUUUUUCCAAAGCCGAAGAGAAAAAUGGAAAGAAGACAUCGGGAGCUGACGCAAACGCUGCUCCUACUGCUGACAUAAUCCACGGUAGCGACAAGGGCAGUUCGAAUGAUGACGACGACGACGACUGGGAACCUGAACCAGUCGAGCCGAAUGGCAUGCUGUCGGCGGGAAUGGGCAAGCUCGUGCUGGACAAGGAUCUCGAGAAGAGCAAAGAGCAGCGUCUCGACAUGCUUCAUGACUUCUUGGUGAAGGCCAAAGAUGAAGGUCGUAUCAGUGAUGCUAAAGGACAGACUGCAUUGCGCGAUGAAGCCGAGAGACUCGAGUUGAAACAGAAAGCAUCGCUUCUUCUUGCCAAUGUUCUUUUCGAUGACAAGAUUGUUUCUGACAAGCAGAUCAACACCCAUCGCAACCUUCUGCUUCGUUUUGUGAUGAACGACAAGAAGGCGCAACUUUACUUGUUGAGAGGAAUCGAGCAAGUCAUUCACAGGUACGAGGAUGAUCUUCUCACCAAGUCGGCUCACAUCAUCAAGUCUUUGUACGAUGCUGACAUCUGCGAGGAGGAAGUAUUAUUGUCUUGGGGAGAUAAGCCAUCCAGCAAGUAUGUUUCAAAGUCCUUUGCCAAGAAGAUCAUCGAAAAUGCCCAGCCAGUGCUCAAAUGGCUCAAGGAAGCGGAAGAGGAGAGCGAAGAAGAGUCCGACGACGAUAUCGCGUUCGGAGGUGACGUCAAGGAGAGUGAGUUCCUUCGUCAACAAAAAGAGAAGGCCGCCAAAGAAGAACAAAAGGCUGCCGCCAGUGCUGCCAAGGCGUCCAAUGGUACAGCCCAGGCCGAUGACGAAGAAGACUUGGAUAUCGAUGACAUUUAA